This is a messenger RNA of Capronia coronata CBS 617.96, 2796 nucleotides long. Its product is annotated as STE/STE11 protein kinase. Gene Ontology annotation, biological process: protein phosphorylation; signal transduction. The coding region runs from base 1 to 2796 and encodes 931 amino acids. The transcript has a single exon. Gene Ontology annotation, molecular function: protein kinase activity; protein binding; ATP binding. NCBI's taxonomy places the organism in Eukaryota, Fungi, Ascomycota, Eurotiomycetes, Chaetothyriales, Herpotrichiellaceae. The record is from RefSeq and is a predicted model, not a curated record.
AUGUUGGCCUCCAAGCCGCCCUAUGUCGCGAAUAUCUCAACCACAACCCAGCAGAUACCCAUACGCAACUUCUCCGACAGUUCCCAGAGAACGCAGGUUUCCUCGAUGGCCCUUCAAGAUGGUCUCUUUACAUCCCCUACCGAUUCAGAGUUCUCUGACGGCUACGAUGGUCUGGAUUCAAUUCGAGCAUGGGACGAGAAAAAGGUCGGGGAAUGGCUACACACGAUCCGUUGCGGACAGUAUGAAUCGCUUUUCAAAGCAAACAAUUUUACCGGCGAGAGUCUGCUGGAAUGUGAUCAGAAGAUCUUGUCGGAGAUGGGAAUCAAGAAAAUUGGUGACCGAGUUCGAAUCAACGUGGCAAUCAAACAAUUACGCAACAAGUCUUCGUUGCUGCGGACUAAAAAGAAUCGGGAUUCUCUUGCCAUCCUAGAUGGCUUCGCCGCUGUCGCUGCCGCCACUCCAUCAUCCUCAGACUCCCCUCGCACCCAUGCAUCCAGAUCACAGGCGGGAAGUGCAAAGCGUUUCUCUCGCCAGCUGGAUCCCUCAGCACUGCAGAACUUCAACUCCGCGGGGACGGGAUUCAAGGUCGGGUCCAGGCCAAGUUCUCCUCAAUCCGAUGUCCACAGUGCUGGAUUGAGGCCUCAUCGGUAUGCUGGGAGUCCCAUGGAUGCAGGGGGAAGAAGCAAUCCGAGCACCGGCUACUUCAGCCAGCCAGGAUCAGCCAACUCGUCCUCAGGAAGGCGACCCGAAACACCCCAGCUGGCAAGCCAGACUACCAGGGCAGCGCAUCUGCGGCAGAAUUCCAGUAUAGAUGGAUUAACUCCCGGUGGUCUGCCUACGGGAUCACCUGUCAUCAAAAUCAUCCACAAUGGUGGACAAACCAAGGUUGUGAACAUCAAAUUUUGCAGGACCGCCGACGAAGUGACUGCCACUGUCCUCAAGAAAUUGCUCCUUCCAGAAACCCACUUUCGCAAUUAUUGUUUUUACGUCCUUAACGGUGUUGAGCCCGAGCCUGCCAAUUGUCGUCGAGUCGGUGAUAGCGAGCUUAUAAGGAUCUGCAACGAAUCGACGCGAUCGGAGAGGAAUAGGCUGAUACUCCGGAAGAUAAACGAUGGUCCACCAGAUCUGGAGGAAACCCGUAAGGCUGCGCAGAUAGCGGCCGAUGAAUCACAAGUCUUGCACAACCACGCGUUGAGCAGCAACAACAUGCGCAAUCAGAUCAAACUUCAGAAGCUGACCGGCGAAUCCUGGCAUCAUAUCCAGGCGCCAAUUUCUCCAGUCACCACCACUGACAGAAACCGGAAUGUGAUAGCCACGGCUGAUGAACAGGACCGGCAAGAAGCACAACGCCUUAGGGUGCCAAGUCAGCAGAGCACGAAGCUGCGAUCAUUCUUUGGCGCUCGACCCCCAAGCGAGAUGAUUGUCCAAGAACUUACCUCAUACUUCCCUGCGCAUCAACGCGAAGAUAUUGAGAAGACAAUGAGAUUAUCGGUGCGGCGGUCGCAACGUAUGAGCCGGGCAGCGAGCCGAUUGAGUGUGAUGAGCAAUGUGAGCUACGCCUCAAGUUUGAAAGAUGCUCCGCCAGUGCCCAGUAUCCCCAGUAUUGCCGAAUCAUGGCUCUCACAAACUGGGAGCACCUCUCGGACCCCCACAGGCAGACCAUUGUCGGUGGUAUCGACCAAAUUCAAUCUUCCAAGCUCGGCCUUCCGAGAUUCUAUUGCGUCGUCGACCCUUCAGCCACUGCAGGAAGAAUCUGUGCAGGAACCGAACCGCAAGUCAUAUGUGUCUUUUGACAGUGGCUCUGAUACUGCAGCCGGCAGCGACGCCGUCCGAGGCAGUUAUUUUGACGAAAGUCCUGCAGGUACAGGCAGCGACACCAUCCACGAGCGGCUGUCCGUCAUUGUCGCCGAAGAUGGUGAGGAAGAAGACCAAGCAUUGACUUCCUUUCUCAAGGGAAACAGCUUCGACAAAAAUAACUGGAUGAAGGGCGAUCUGAUCGGCGAGGGCUCGUUUGGUAGCGUCUACUUGGCCCUCCACGCCGUGACGGGUGAGCUCAUGGCAGUCAAGCAAGUCGAGUUGCCCAAUAUCGCCAAAGGCACCGAAGGGGACAAGAAAAAGACGGCAAUGAUCGCCGCUCUGAAGCAAGAAAUCACAUUGCUGCAAGGACUUCGCCACGAGCACAUCGUGCAAUACCUAGGCACGUCGUCCGAUGAAGACCACCUCAACAUUUUCCUCGAGUACGUCCCCGGCGGGUCUAUUGCCGGGAUGCUCAAACAGUACAACACAUUCCAAGAACCGCUGGUGCGGAACUUCACCCGCCAAAUCCUGGAGGGCCUCUCGUAUCUGCACGCACGGAACAUCAUCCACCGCGACAUCAAGGGUGCCAAUAUCCUGGUUGACAACCGCGGAGCGGUCAAGAUCUCGGAUUUCGGCGUGUCCAAGAAAACCAACUUCAACGGCAUGAACGCCGCCCCGGGCACGCGCACGUCUUUGCAAGGCAGUGUCUUCUGGAUGGCGCCCGAGGUCGUGCGGCAGAGCGGCCAGUCCAUCAAAUCCGACAUCUGGUCCGUCGGGUGCCUGGUCGUGGAAAUGUUUACCGGCUCGCGCCCCUUCCCGUCCAUGACGACCCUGCAGACUCUGUUUGCUGUCGGCAGUAAUAACGAGAAGCCGUCGAUCCCGGACAUCGCCAGCGAAGAAGCCAAGAAGUUCAUGAACAAGACCUUCGAGGUGGAUCAUGAGAAGAGACCGUCGGCCGAUGAGCUUUUGAAGGAGAAGUUUCUGCUUCCGAUGGCUUAA